Molecule: messenger RNA, 1103 nt
Organism: Cucumis sativus (cucumber)
Lineage: Eukaryota; Viridiplantae; Streptophyta; Magnoliopsida; Cucurbitales; Cucurbitaceae
Exons: 5
Coding region: 16-882 (288 amino acids)
Source: RefSeq, a predicted model, not a curated record
GUAAAUACUUGGGCUAUGGUGGCCCGGAUGACUACAAGCAGGCCGUCUCUUGGCAGGCCCAUAAUCUUCGCAUCCUCUCGGCUAUGCUCAUUCUUCCGAUCUCGGAGAUUUCUCUGCAGAGAAACAACUGCGGAAGCAAUGUUUACAGCUUUGGAAAUACCACCACCGUGUCCGGCGGCGAAGCUUAAUGUCGUUCGAGCACUUCCAAGCCAAUUUAGAUUCUACCGACUACCUUACAAUCUCGGCCUCCCUAACCGUCAACUUCCUUCGCUUUCGAUACGAGCACAAUCGCUAUCUGAUCCAUCGACUUCAUCGCGUUAUACGGACACGAUUGGAACCUCCUCUCCAGCAUUUCUUCAAUUCCCUCAGUGCACGCUAACUCAACGCCACAUCCUUGUUCUCAAUGUCGUUGCCUGCGCGACGGCAAUUUCUGCAACCUGGCUCUUUUGUUCUGCGAUCCCCACUCUUCUGGCAUUCAAGAGAGCAGCCGAAUCAUUAGAGAAACUCAUGGAUGUCACAAGGGAGGAAAUUCCAGGAACUAUGGCAGCCAUUCGAUUAUCUGGCAUGGAAAUCAGUGAUUUGACCAUGGAACUCAGUGAUCUUGGGCAGGGUAUCACCCAAGGUGUGAGAAGUUCCACUAGAGCUGUUCGAGUAGCGGAAGAGAGAUUACGUCGCUUGACAAACAUGUCUCCAACAGCCUCAGUGCAGGAAAUGACAAUAACCAAUCUGGGAGUGAGGGGAGCAGAGCCAGUUCUGGCUAAAAGGGCAAAAGACAUUAAGGAAGGGAUUCUGAAAGGACGUUCCAUCUUCCAAUUAUUUCUCUCCCUUACAAGAUUCUCUGGGCUGGCCUUGAAUUAUUUUAGCAAACGAGGUAAGAAGUAGAGUAGUUGGAAGUUCAAGAUUAUCGAUUAAAGUUUGAUCACUGUAAGUAAAUUCCUUUCUUUUCCUUCUGAGUUAACAAGUUUAUGUAUUAUCGGAUGUCCCAUUAUGAAUUUUCCCUUCAAGAAUUAUUUUCAAGGUUUUACCCUCGUCAGUCAAGUGUUCUUAAAAUGUGAUUGACCACCAUAAAAAAUGAAGGGAAGUUGCUUUCAAGUUUCCAUUUU